Theobroma umbraticum is the source of this 387-nucleotide messenger RNA. Its product is annotated as NAC domain-containing protein 30-like. Gene Ontology annotation, molecular function: DNA binding. The record is from RefSeq and is a predicted model, not a curated record. NCBI's taxonomy places the organism in Eukaryota, Viridiplantae, Streptophyta, Magnoliopsida, Malvales, Malvaceae. Gene Ontology annotation, biological process: regulation of DNA-templated transcription.
AUGGGUGAGCUUUUAUCUCUGGACUUUCAUGGCAAUUUAGUUCCCUUCCGGUCUUGCCGUUGGAAAAUGCUAAACAAUCUGAAUUCGACCAGACACAAUGACAUAGCAUGUAAAUUCAAGCAUGGGAAGGCCAAUGAAGCAUACUUCUUCACCGUAGUACCACAAGCAUACAGCACUGCUGAACAAAUGGAAGGAAGUGCAAAGAGUGGUUAUUGGAACGCUACAGGUGAAACUGAGCAGAUUGAUCAUCACAAUGAAAUUGUUGGAUUCAAAAGAAUAUUUGUUUUCUACUGGGGAGAGGCUCCAACGGCAAAAGAAAGCUCCUGGAUAGAGAGAUAUGCGCUAUGCAGAAUCAUAGACAAAGAACAUGAUGAGAUAGAGGAUUAG